AUCCUAAUACAUGGACUUAGUUGCUUCGACCUGACUGCUCUCAGAAUAACAUGGACGUUAUCUCGUUGGUCCUGGGCAUCCUGAGCUUUGCACAAGCUGCCAGCCAUUCUCUGAAUACACCAAUCCUACCAGUAACUCUAGAGGUAAAAGAUGUUGCACAGUACUUCCGUUUACAGAAAGCAGUGUCAGAUGAUGAUUCUACAAUGCCUCAAGGUUCUUUGGCACAGUCGCACAGUGAAGUGUUUUUUAUUCCACGGUUGGGGACCCGUAAGCCACAUGUAAGGGCAUCACUUCAGCACAUACACAGCCAAGAGAAUAUUCCAUGGAAAAUACUGGGAGAUCGACUGCAAGGGAUUCAAGGUGAGGUUGUUUGUGGAGAGGUAUCUCCCUCUGAUCCUGUGGCACGUGUAUUGUUUCAUCGUUCAGGGAUCGAUAGUCACUCAAGAGUAUCUGAGGAUCAGUGUGUGACAGUACAAGUGGCACGUGAAUCAAUGAUUGUUCAAGGAUCUUGCAGAUUACAACAUCCUUUUGAUGUGUGUGUUGUGGAGCUUCUUUUUUCACCUUCCUGGUUCACUCUUUCAACACAUGUGAAUAUAACCCUGAAUUACUCUGUCUCUGAAGAUUGCAAGUACUCACACGAGGGAUCAGAGAUUGCAGGGAUUGUACAAAUGAUGGGUUUGAGCUCACCAAAGGUUCAGCAUCUAAAUGUGGGAGACUUCAUGACAAUCACACAUCCUGACAAGACUUUGUUACCUGGAGAGGUGUUCACUAUCUCAGUUAGCCUCGGUCAUAAUUGGACUCAACCUAGCUUCACUUUAAGAGUGCGCUGCCGUAUUGGGCUGGAACUCCUGUUUUCACGCUCUGCUGCUCCAAACAUUUGGGCUAUAAAGACUGAGAUACAGAGAGGUGCCAAACACCAUACCGUAACAGGACAUUUAACACAAAGAGGAGCUUCAGAUCAUAGGUUCCCCCCAGUUAUUGCUCUUUUGGAUUUCCUUGUGAGUAAUGUCUCUGUAGGGCUUGCUGUGUCACGGAGGAUUACAUUCCAGCUAGAAGUUCCAGGUGGUGGUUUAGCCACAGCAGGUGUCAGAGGCAACGCUGAAGUGCUGGUAUCAGAUCAUGAUCUAAAAGCUAUUAUCCCACUUGUAAAGUCUCGUGAGAUACUGAAUACAGCUCCCCUGACUGGUAUUUCUCAGAAGAUUCCAGUGAGAGUGUUUGCCUUAGAGGCUGGUGGAUUUGUGAUAGAUGUCACCAAAGAGGCAGGAUGUGAGACCCCAAAUGCACAGAUUAUACAGGUUUCAGAUAGCUGUGAUUUCUUAUUUGUUGGUGGAAAGGAGACUCACGGAGCUGUAGGUGUAAAAGUGGAGUUUUGGCUAGAGCGCCUACGUUCUUUUCUUUUACUUUCUCUCUGGGUUCCUCUGCUUCCUCUGAGAGUUGAUGUGUCUGAUACUAAUUUGCAGCGUUUAUCACGAUCAGGGCCUUUAGAAAAUGGUAUGGAAAAUGAAAAUGAAGAGCAUCGUAGAUCUGCCUCAGAUCACAUGGGUCAUAAUUGCCAUUCUCAGUAUCAACGAGCUCAUGUGCGCUUUCUGGCCUAUUUUGUGGCACAUUCCAUGGAUGGGAGCAGGCAGCUGACCUAUCUGUUGGGUUCUGAGUGGAUGCUCGAUGUAUCUCCUCUGAUUGGAAGUCAGGCAGUUAUCAGAGAUCAGCGUGUUGCACGUCUGGAGGAGAAGGGCAGUGUUCUUAUCGGCCAACAGCCGGGUAUUACGUCUGUAGAGGUGCGCUCUCCACUCUCACAUUCAGUUCUUGGAGAGCAAACAAUCUUAGUUUCUGCAGAAACGGUUUCCAUCUUAGAACUGCAUUCAAGCUUGAUGUGGAAUAUAUCCCUCUCUGUCACCCCAUCUGUUAUCAAACAUUCUGGUGUUUUUACAAUUUCAUACAAGUCUCAAGAAGCUAGAAUGAUUCCUAAACAGGAGGCUGUUCUAUGUGUUUGGCUAUUUUUCAGUGAUAUGUCUCUCGUUCCAAUAACCAUCUAUAAUCCUCAAGAACUGGUUUUAACCAUUGUGUCCUCUGAUGUCUCCGUUCUGUCAGUUGGUCGUGCUAUGAUAUCAACAAGCUAUUGGUCUAUGCCAGUAUUAAUUUUGGAAAAUCCAGGUGAAGAACCUCUAGUGCACAUGUCUCUUUUCCUGCCAGAGAGAUGUAGAGAAAAGGAAACCAUCGGUUUACUCAGUGCUGGGUAUAUUAGAGUUACGUUCCCAAGAAAUGGAACAAUAGGAGAUGAACAUCUUGGCAGAGACAUAAUACAGGGAGACACCGUCCUACUGACCAGGGACAGUAACAUUAUCUCAAGUGCUAACAAUGUUAUUCCAGGAACCAGUGACAUAAUCCUUAGGGGUGAUCAUACUACUAUAGAAGAUAAUAAAUCUCAUUUUGAUGAUAUUGUUACAACACGGUGGGGAAUACCAGGCUUACAAGAAGGACUUUAUGGACUCCUUGCAAUAUUCUCUCUUCUUACCCUUCUGUUCUUUUUUAGUUGCCUGACCUUUAUACGACGGCACAAGAAAAAACCAGCACAUGAGGACCCUGCCAAUCCUGAGGCUCCAAACUGGGUAUGGUUAGAAGGGUCAGAUUCAGAUAGAUCAAAAUCACAAUCAGGAGGGGGUGAGGAAGAGGAGGGAAGUGGGCAGUGGGAUGCCAGGAACUUGGGUUCUCAAAGGCUGACAAGUACUUUCCAUCCAGUAAGAAAUUUCCACAAGGAUGAGACUAAUAGUGAAUGUUACUCUGCUACCAACUCUUUCUCAAGAUCUACCAACCAUUCUAAAGCUUAUUUAGAAGCAAAAAGAUCUGAAGUUAGGUCAAUUAAAACAGCAAAUUCACAUGGAGAAAGAAGAAUUGAAGGGGUACCUAAUGAUCCUAAUGUGCAGUCUAUUUUGGUGGCAAAUGAGGAGGACAUUGUUUGGGUAUGUAAGGAUAUGGGUAUGAGAGAGCCUCAAGAAAUCCUGAGCUACAUGAAAAGGAUCAGAUCUGAAACACCUCAUGGUGAUGAUAUUAGUAGAGAAGGACUAAGUCUUAGGGAAAUGGAUAUACCUGGAGCUAGAGUUAAGUGA
Bufo bufo (common toad) is the source of this 3104-nucleotide messenger RNA. RefSeq names its product transmembrane protein 132A-like. The record is from RefSeq and is a predicted model, not a curated record. The transcript is spliced from 11 exons. The coding region runs from base 51 to 3104 and encodes 1017 amino acids. NCBI's taxonomy places the organism in Eukaryota, Metazoa, Chordata, Amphibia, Anura, Bufonidae.